GUCAUUAAAGUGUCAUUCGAAUCUGUUUCGGAUCCCAAAACCAGCAUAGUAACCUCGUUUCGCCGUUCAAAACAUCCGCAAAGAAACGUUUACAUAGCAACUUGUAAACAAAAUGAUCAAUAUUCAAAAUCUUCGGGCCACCACCAGCUUACUGCAUACUGAAAUAAUUGAGAACGUUAUUUUACUCCAUGGAUAGCGAAGGUGAAGAAAUACCAGAAACUACCGAACUUCUCAGCCAAGAUCAAGAUGAAUCUGAAGAUUAUUCAACUUUUUUCCUUCAACCGGCAUCUUGUCCCUACAACAUCGCUGAGAAGGUUGAGGAAGCCAAUGUUGCCCUUCACAACGCAUCUCUAAACUCAGAAAAAUCUGCUAGAGUCCGCUUCAAAGAAGAUUUAGUCAGUUUCGAUGCUCAGUUAACAGACGAUGAUGUGGUUAGUAUUGAAAGCGAUCAUGCAGAACUUCCUUUUAUGGAACAACAAAAAAUGGAUCAAACCAUUGUUUUCGAAUACAAAACCAACAACACCAAUAUGUUCAGUAUAGAUGAAGACUGCGAAGACGAGAUCAUUGAGGAUAUCGAGUGUGAACUGGAGGGUGUGAAAGAAAAAGACUCAAAUAAGGGAAUUGCAGAACCCGAAACUAAGGUAAUUCCUCACGAAGACAAGCAAAUUCGAGAGAACGAAACACCAGACUCGAAUACGUCAGGAGAGUUCAAAACGAAGAAUAAAUGUAGAAAAAAAUCACCAAAAUUCAUAAACUGUAAGUACCAUUGCAUCGAACGAAUAGAAACAGAGUUAUCUGAUGCAAUCAGAAAAUUAUCAUUGUACGAAAAACCUCCGGUAUGUCCUCCACUAAAAUUGAUAGAUCGUAAAUGUUGUACAAGGAAUCAUAAAAGGAAUCCUACAAGUUUACCUAAAUAUCAAGGUUUACGAUCGGAAUAUGGACUUAGCAUAGAGCAGAUAACCAGAAGACAGAAGAUUAAAGAAAUGAUUCGUUCGAGGGAAGAAAAAAGACAAGAAUUGAUCAAAGAAUAUGAGAAAAAAAGGGAAGAAGUCAACGAGCAAGUGUUCUGCGAUUGGUUGAAGAAAAUAUCGGACAGAAAACAUCGGGUUGGAUUCAAGGAAUUCAGGGAAGGUCUGAAUAAACCACCUCCACCUUCAAGACCGGUAUCUUCGUCAAAAACAUCAAGCAGAGCAGUUGGAAGCUCUAAAUCUACUUCCGAGUCUGGAUAUUCAUCGAAAACUUCAAGUGAGAAGAACACUAGAGCAAGAAGUGGAGGCCAAAAUGUGUACGUUGAAGUGCCCAGGAAUGUUUUGCAACGGGGUAUUACCGUAGAAAAUCUGUUGAAUAGUUUCGGGCAAUCCAAAAAACUUUAUAUAACAACAGUUUCGUGAUAUUCACAGAUACUAGUGUAAUUUCGUCAAGAUGCCUGUUUUUAUAGAGCUUAAAUUUUCGGAAUGUUUUAGUUGAUUAACUUUGAAAUUGGAACUCUGAAACUAAGAAAGAAUUAAACUUUGUGUUAUAAUUUAUAUAUUCUGUACAAAAUUAAAUUUGCAGGAACUCUGAAAAA
This is a messenger RNA of Harmonia axyridis, 1567 nucleotides long. RefSeq lists its product as uncharacterized. The record is from RefSeq and is a predicted model, not a curated record. The coding region runs from base 189 to 1391 and encodes 400 amino acids. NCBI's taxonomy places the organism in Eukaryota, Metazoa, Arthropoda, Insecta, Coleoptera, Coccinellidae. The transcript has a single exon.